AUGUUGCACUUGGUCUUGAUGCCGGUAGGGUCAGGCAACACGGUGACGCCGUCAGCGUCGUGGAGCCCGUCAGCGUCCGACUACCUCCUCGGUUUUCUCCUCAUCUUUAUGAUCUACAUGCCGCUUACGAUCGGACUCUUCUAUGCGCGGCGCGACCUGCCCUCGAUUCGGUAUCGAAAUCCAAUACAAAUGACGAUAUGUGGUGUCAUGGCGACGAUCUACUGCUACAUUGAUCUGCUCUUUGUCCUGCUCGGGUCGGCCCUCGACUGCGGGUUGUACUUGAGCCUCGUCAACGGGCUCUUUCACUUUACGACCUUUGGCGUCUUCCUCUCCGAGGUUGCGGUCGUGGCGACUUUUUAUCUCACGGAGCUUCUCGUGCAAAUCCACACGGAAGGCCACACUCCCCAGCAAGCGCGGCUUCUGCACAUCGCCCUGCAGUCGCGCACACUCACGGUCGUCUGGGUCCUCGGCCAUGGCCUCUGGAGUGCGCCGUCGCUGGGCUUGCUCUACUCGUUUGCGGAUGCGUUGGCAAAUGCGACGGUCGCCGAGUGCCCCGCGGUGCCGCAGACCGCCACGAAAGCGUUGGGCCUCGUGCAGCUCGGCCUUCUACUCUGCCUCGGCGGUAUCGCGACGUACUUUGUGAGCAAUUUGGUCGACAACUUUGGGCUACGGGCGUCCUACCUGCACGCGCACAAGCUGUGGUGCGUCUGUUACAUCGGGUCGAUCGGCCUCUUUGUCUUCCGCGACAACGACGUCGUCCUCAACUACAAGCUCGACCCAGCCCUCUCGGCGAUCGGCGUCCAGUCCAUUGUCUUUGUGUACAUUUUACGGCCGCUCCUACUCAGCUUCAAGGAAAAGCGACACACGCCGCUCGCACGCCUCAAUGGCUCGGAGAAGCUCCUUGAAACGUACUUGCUCACGUCAACGGGCUACGCGGCGUUCAGCGCCUUCUGUCGGCAAGAAUGCGUUUACGACCAACUCGUCGUGUGGCGCGCGACCGUGCAUUACCAGGAGGACGAGAGCGACGAGAGCGACCCGCGGUAUGUGUACCGGCGGUACUUGCGCCAUGACGCACCGCUGCCGCUGCGGCGCAUGAGUGCACGCCUCAAGGACCUUUAUUUUGGCUUGUUUGAAGCCAACCGCAAGUACCACGUCGACGUGGCCGACCAAGACAUUGAGCGCGUCUGGUUUGUGCCACUGCGCGAAGAGCUUCUGCGAGGCCUCGUGGCCGACGUUCUCCCGCACUUCCAGGUGGACGCGCUCGGCGCGGAUUGGGCGAGCUUUCUCCAUCGCGAGCAAGCGACACAGGCGCUCGAUUUGGUGCUCAAGCAAGUCGACGACAAGCCCGAAGAGGUCGAGAAGGUGCUUGCGCCGCAGAAGAAGCACCGACGGUCGACGCUCAAGACCUUUCCAGUGCUGCCCACGAUCCAAAGCGGCUGCGAGUUCGAGUCGCCGCGACCCCACAACAGCAACGAGUCGUCGUAG
Molecule: messenger RNA, 1485 nt
Organism: Saprolegnia parasitica CBS 223.65
Lineage: Eukaryota; Oomycota; Saprolegniomycetes; Saprolegniales; Saprolegniaceae
Exons: 4
Coding region: 1-1485 (494 amino acids)
Source: RefSeq, a predicted model, not a curated record